AUGAGUGCGUCCUCCAAAUUUGUACCCCAGGUAUUUCAGGUUGCGCAAAACCAAAAUGAAAAGCCAGAGUGGCUUGAAGCUUUUCUGCAAAGAACUUUCUUUGAUUCUUGCUCAGUUCAUCCAAUUCGGAGGAAUGAGAAGAACAGGUAUUGUAUCAACUGCGACGCAUCUGCCUGCCAAUAUUGCAUGACUUGCACCACUCAUCCCCAUCACACGAUUCUGAAAAUCUAUAGACAUGUCUACAAGGAUGUUGUAUCGCUUUCUGCCAUGGAGAAGUACAUCGACUGUGCUGAAAUUCAGCCAUAUAAGUGCAACAAACGACUGGUUAUAGCUUUGAAUCCUCUUCCCCAUUGCGGUCCAACAUCAAAAAACGAGACAUCAUGUGACAUCUGCAACAGAAGGUUAGCUGAACCAGAUCUGUAUCGCUACUGCUCUAUUUCUUGCAAGGUCAUAGCAUUUGAGAGGAAGUCAAGUGAUUCAGCUCCUCCCUUUCUUUCCAUCCAGUCCCCAUACAAGGAGAAACGAAAGGAGCUACUGUUGAAAACUGAGCAACCAAAGCACAAAAGAAAGGGAAUCCCUCAAAGGGCUCCUUUCUUUUAA
Molecule: messenger RNA, 600 nt
Organism: Theobroma umbraticum
Lineage: Eukaryota; Viridiplantae; Streptophyta; Magnoliopsida; Malvales; Malvaceae
Source: RefSeq, a predicted model, not a curated record